UCGUUUUAUGUACAUUUACAAGCACGAUUCUGUCUUACUUACAGAUUUACCCAUAUUGAUCUCUUUUGUUAAUGAUUCUUCAACCAAGGUCAGUUAUUAUUCAACGAACAUGUAGGCCGGAUGUUAAUUUUGCGGUGAAAAUCCUCAAUGGGCACCAACUGACCAGUUUCACUGAGGGCUGAUGUUUGCUUGGCGUUUGUCUACCAAGGAUGACCACAAUACCGUUUUGCCUUACUUUCAUCAGACAAUUUGUCGAUUAGACUCUGAACUCGCCUUCGAUCUUAUUUAGUUUCGGAUGGAGGAGGCUACUGUGGCUAAUUCUCUGGUGAACACUGGUGGUUAUAUUGAUCAAGAGCAAGACAGAUAAAUGCCGAUGAACGGUUCGUGUUCAUAGAGUAUGGCUUCAGAGGGGAAGGGACAAGGUGGCAUGGACAAGUCAACCGCCUCCGGAACGCCACGUGCUGACCUAAACGGGACAGCUGCCAAAGAGGAAACAAAGAAAACGGCAUCUCCAGGAAAAGUUUAUCCAAAAUCCGUUGAUGCAAAGCCAAACAAGGACACCAAACCAGCGUUUGCUUGGGGGAAACUGAACACAAAGGCUCUUCUUCCGGGACAGAUCCAGUCGUCGAGAGAUGACGGUGGUGAAGAAACAGGUAAGAGUCCGGAGGCGUCAAACGAUGGUCUCAAUGCUUCUAGGACUCGUAAGUCCACUCUCGUGUUGCCUGGCACGGCACACGGGGAUUCGGACGGGGAUAAACUGUCAGACGGUCCCCCAAGAGACUCUACUUUCGUCUCGAUGGAUUCUCUGUCCAGGCGUUCCGUGGAUUACCGUGUCCCCACCCCGACCGUCCUUCCGGUUAACAACAACGAAGAAGAGAAGACCAAAUCUGUCGUGUAUACAGACGAUGCUUUAAUCCGACUGGCUAUACCUUACUUACCUGUAGGCCUGGCCGUGACAUGUUUGAUCACGAAUAUACUUCUACCAGGAUCCGGUACGAUAAUUAGUGGUUUCUCUAUAUUCUGCUGCGGAAAAGCCCGGGUGCCAACGAAGGAUGAUCACGUGAUAGUGACAUUUUGCGUGAACGUGUGGGUGGGCGUGGCUCAGCUGUUCACAAUCCCUCUCUUCCUCGUUGGUUGGUUCUGGAGUGUGGCAUGGGGAAUCAGGAUGGUCCUACUUGCACUGCAGCAUAGACGAGAGCUUAAGCGACAGCGAGACAAGGACCUGCAGCAGUUGGCAUUGAGCGCGUUCAGCUCGCCACGCCGGCCACGGAUGCCGCCCAUUUGACCAUUGGACAAUCGAAUUAUUGACCAAUGUUAAAACUGAAUGCAGAUAAUUUUGGGGAGCUGCAGCAUGUCAUAUUUUGGACGGUGGGCAGAAUGGACAUAUUACCAUGUUGUGUUUGCUACAUCAACAGAUUAUCCAACUACCAACACUGUGGACAGAUGGACAUGUUAGCGGGACAUAUCAACAGACCAUCCGAGUGUUACCACAGCAGGCUGAGUGAACAUGUGAUGAUGUGUUAGUCACAACAGCCCAUCCGGUUGAUACCAGUGUGUACAGAUGGACAGCUCGUCAUAUCCAGUGACCAUCCGAGUGUUAAGACUGGAUGGUGCGGACAUCAGAUGAUGCAGUGCAUGCCACACCAACUGACCAUCCGAGAACUAAGACGUGAUGAUGUUGUGCAAGCCACAGAGGCUAAGACUGUGGAAAACAUGUACACUUAAUGUCACGUAAGCCAAAUUAAAACCCGAGUGACAAUGGAGAGCAUGGGCCCACGUGAUACGACUGACCAAGUGUUUAACACUGAUGAACAUGUUAUAUGUUUGAGUUCAAGACACAAUGUAAACCCAGAAAACAGCAUGGGUGUCGGCUAACUGGAUGCUGCUUGAAGCUUCGAAUAGAGCAGUGAUGAUAUUGUGCCAAGGGAGACAACUAAGUGUUGAGAGACAGGACAGCACAGACAUAGAACAGCAUUGAUAUGUGAUAUUUUUCCAUUUUCAGAGGUACAGAGGACUCAGGAGACGAGGGUGUCGGUAGUGUUGGUGUCUUACGAUUGGUAAUUUAUGGCCAGGCCGAAUAGCACCACUGUGCUCUGUGACAUCACUGGAAAGCACCAUGUAAUGUGCUCCUGUUCACAGGCCGAAUAUCACCACUGUGCUCUCUGACAUCACUGGAUGUUAAAUUACGAGGUGGGCACAUUCUGCUCCACAUCCAUUUUAUGUCUUUAUCUCAUUUUCUACACCAAAUUAAGAGGCAAACCCUACGUGGCGACGAAUACUAGGUUUACCUUUUGUCUGUGAUACAUACUGAUUACACUACUUCAUGAACUGUCUCAGAU
Messenger RNA from Liolophura sinensis, 2339 nucleotides. RefSeq lists its product as uncharacterized. The record is from RefSeq and is a predicted model, not a curated record. The transcript is spliced from 3 exons. Lineage: Eukaryota; Metazoa; Mollusca; Polyplacophora; Chitonida; Chitonidae. Gene Ontology annotation, biological process: taxis; proprioception; sensory perception of mechanical stimulus. The coding region runs from base 398 to 1285 and encodes 295 amino acids. Gene Ontology annotation, cellular component: sensory dendrite.